This is a messenger RNA of Sungouiella intermedia, 1041 nucleotides long. The record is from the annotation of a GenBank genome assembly. NCBI's taxonomy places the organism in Eukaryota, Fungi, Ascomycota, Pichiomycetes, Serinales, Metschnikowiaceae.
AUGUCCAUUGCUGCAAGACUCGAUAUAACACACACAGAUCUUCCACCUUGCUGCCUCCGUGUACAUCCCGUAGAUGCAAAUGUUGUGUUUCUCGGGACUUACAAACUUGAGAAAGAGUCGGGACUUCGUCAUGGAUCCAUCGACGUCUACGACAUUGAGAAUGGAAAACUCACCAAAAGAAACUCGACUCCUACUAAGCUGGCAGUGCUAGAUCUCAAAAUCAAUCCAAAGAACCCAAACAUGUUGGUGCUGGCACAUUCUACUGGAAAUUUGAUGGUGUGGAAGUAUGAUGGAAAUGAAGUUGGAUUGAUGGAAGACAUGCAACUUUUUGACGAGCUGGACCUCAUUACCUCAGUGUUCUUCUCUCCUCAAAGCACCUCACUGUUACUUGUGACUUUAACUUCUGGCUCUUCAGCUAUUGUCAACCUUGAAACCGCUAAUAUCGAAGAGCUUUCCACCCCUCACACUUUGGAGUGCUGGACUGGAGCUUUUGGAGAGGCUGGACCGGCUCAAAAUGUUGUAUUUACAGGUGGAGACGAUGCUAAGCUCAUAGCACAUGACUUGCGAACAAAUGAGAAGAUCUGGGAGACGUCUCACCGUCACCAUGAUGCUGGAGUGGUGCUGAUCCUCUGUCCUGGGCCCAAAUGGCACACCAGACGUCCAAAUUCUCUCUGGACAGGCUCCUACGAUGACAAUCUUCGAGUGUUCGACUUGAGAAUGAUCGAUGGAGAUGAUGGUCCCGUUCUUUUUCAGGGCUUACUUCCACAACAAAAACACUCCGAGAACCUUAAUGGUGGAGUAUGGAGGUUGAUACCUGCCCCAGACUCAGAUAAGGUAUUGGCUUGUUGUAUGUAUGACGGAGCCAGAAUCAUCGAUCCUGAAAAUCCUGAGAGCCCCGAAGUAGUCAGAUACUUCAAAGGAGAACACGAGAGUAUGUGCUAUGGAGGGGACUGGCAGGGCGAUUGCAUUGUCACCUGUUCGUUCUACGAUAACGUGGUGCAGCUGUGGCUGCCAGUGGAGGUUGAAAAGCAACAGUCGUAG